This is a messenger RNA of Erpetoichthys calabaricus (reedfish), 1445 nucleotides long. Its product is annotated as zinc finger protein 664-like. The transcript is spliced from 2 exons. The record is from RefSeq and is a predicted model, not a curated record. Gene Ontology annotation, biological process: regulation of transcription by RNA polymerase II. Gene Ontology annotation, cellular component: transcription regulator complex; PcG protein complex. Bases 8 to 1378 code for a protein of 456 amino acids. NCBI's taxonomy places the organism in Eukaryota, Metazoa, Chordata, Cladistia, Polypteriformes, Polypteridae. Gene Ontology annotation, molecular function: RNA polymerase II cis-regulatory region sequence-specific DNA binding; DNA-binding transcription factor activity, RNA polymerase II-specific.
AAAUAUCAUGGAGAAAACUGUCAAUAUUAAGGAGGAUGACUGUGAGUGGGAGUCCAUCUACCUUAAACAGGAAAGUAUGAGCAUCAAGGAGGAGGACAGUGAACUGCAGUCAAUGGGCAUUAAAGAAGAACCUGAAGAGAAGUCUGUCAGUAUUGAGACACAUAACCAUACAAAUCUGGACAGUGUAAAAGAAAGCAACCGUCAUGAUGGGUGUGAAGAUGAAGUGGUGACCAGGUUAGACUCUUCUCAUAGCAGACACUGUUCAUCUCAAGAGCUUUCUAUCAAUGUGAAGUCUGAAUCAUUAGAGUCUGAACCAAAGAGGGCUGAGGAAACAACAUGUGUUGCAGCUCAGAAAAAUAAGCAACCACCUUCAAAGAAGUCUGAAAAAAGAAAGAAAAAUCACUGGAGUGUGGAAUGUGGCAGAGAAUUCUCUAACAGGAGUGCUCUUCAGAAACACUCGAGAGUUCACACCGGAGAGAAGACAUAUUACUGUAAUGAAUGUGGUAAACAGUUUUCACAUAAAGGCCAUCUUCAGAUACACACGAGAGUUCACACCGGAGAGAAGCCAUAUUGCUGUAAUGAAUGUGGCAAACAGUUUUCACAUAAAGGCAGUCUUCAGAGACACACGAGAGUUCACACCAAAGAGAAGCCAUAUUGCUGUAAUGAAUGUGGUAAACAGUUUUCACGAAAAGGCCAUCUUCAGAUACACACGAGCGUUCACACUGGAGAGAAGCCAUAUUGCUGUAAUCAAUGUGGCAAACAGUUUUCACAAAUGAGCAGUCUUCAGAUACACACGAGAGUUCACACUGGAGAGAAGCCAUAUUGCUGUAAUCAAUGUGGUAAACAGUUUUCACAUAAUGGCAGUCUUCAGAGACACACUAGAGUUCACACCGAAGAGAAGACAAAUUGUUGUAAUGAAUGCGGUAAACAGUUUUCACAAAUAGGCCAUCUUCAGAGACACACUAGAGUUCACACCAGAGAGAAGAAAAAUUGUUGUAAUGAAUGCGGUAAACAGUUUUCACGAAAAGGCCAUCUUCAGAGACACAUGAGAGUUCACACCGGAGAGAAGCCAUAUUGCUGUAAUGAAUGUGGUAAACAGUUUUCACAAAUGAGCAGUCUUCAGAUACACACGAGAGUUCACACUGGAGAGAAGCCAUAUUGCUGUAAUCAAUGUGGUAAACAGUUUUCACAACUAGGCGAUCUUCAGAGACACACGAGAGUUCACACCGGAGAGAAGCCAUAUUGCUGUAAUGAAUGCAAUAAACAUUUUUUACAGAGUCAGUCUUCAGAUACACACGAGAGUUCACAACAGAAUAAAAACGGUAGCAGUUCACAAAUCAAUCCAGAAAAACAAGAACCCUUCAGGACUCAAGAGUGAUGUUCAGUCGUGUCCUAAAAAGAAAGCAAACCAAACUAUUGUUGAGAAAUGAAUCUCAAAGAGAAAC